Theobroma umbraticum is the source of this 836-nucleotide messenger RNA. It is a transcript of the gene GRX4, whose product is annotated as glutaredoxin 4. Gene Ontology annotation, cellular component: mitochondrial matrix. The record is from RefSeq and is a predicted model, not a curated record. NCBI's taxonomy places the organism in Eukaryota, Viridiplantae, Streptophyta, Magnoliopsida, Malvales, Malvaceae.
CAAACACACGCUUGAGAGGGACCUGAGUGCAAUUAGCUAUUUUUGGCGAGGCUAUUCUCCAGUAAACUUCCCUUUGCUUCCGCCCUCUUCUCUCGUAUUCCAAAGCCCUAAGCUUUUCCCGCUUGAGUGUUUUUGUUUUGCUCGCAUAAUCAGAAUAAUCGGAAGCUAAGGGGUAAUGGCUAGAUUAUUGUCAAACGCGGCCUUCAAAGGCAUCGCCGGUCUCUCUGCUGCUCGCUCGAGAACAAAAGUGCUUGGAUCCUUCUACCAUGAUGGGUUGAAAUACUCGACAACUGUUCCCAGUGACCCUGAUACACAUGAAGAUUUUAGACCCACCAAUAAGGUUCAGGGUUCUCCUGUUUCUUUGAAAGAUGUUGUUGAACAGGAUGUCAAGGAAAAUCCUGUGAUGAUUUACAUGAAAGGGGUACCUGAUUUUCCUCAAUGUGGAUUCAGUUCACUGGCAGUAAGAGUGUUGAAACAUUACAAUGUUCCUUUAAGUGCAAGAAAUAUUCUGGAAGAUCCUCAGCUGAAAACUGCUGUUAAAGCCUUCAGCCACUGGCCCACAUUUCCACAGAUAUUUAUUAACGGGGAGUUCAUUGGAGGUUCAGAUAUAAUUCUCAAUCUGCACCAGAGCGGAGAACUGAAGGAAAAGCUCAAGGAUAUUGCAGCCAGCCCCAAGUCUGAAUAAAUCACUGUUGAAAGUGAAGAUUGGAGUAGGUUAUUAGAGCCUUUCUGUUUGCUCCUCUUCUUGAUACCAAAAGAUGUUAAGAUGGAUAGUUUCAUAUUUUAUGUAUCACGACCUUGAAAAUUUUUAAUAAUAAGCUCAUUGUUCAACAUUA